Penicillium malachiteum is the source of this 3180-nucleotide messenger RNA. RefSeq names its product glycoside hydrolase. Gene Ontology annotation, biological process: carbohydrate metabolic process. The record is from RefSeq and is a predicted model, not a curated record. NCBI's taxonomy places the organism in Eukaryota, Fungi, Ascomycota, Eurotiomycetes, Eurotiales, Aspergillaceae. Gene Ontology annotation, molecular function: hydrolase activity, hydrolyzing O-glycosyl compounds; chitin binding. The transcript is spliced from 4 exons. The coding region runs from base 1 to 3180 and encodes 1059 amino acids.
AUGGGCAUCAAGAAAAGAGACCGUUCGGUCACAUCUCUUUGUGUUCCUCUUUUCUUUCUUUUAUUCUUCGUCACUUCUGUCUAUAGUCAGAAUUGUAGUAAAGACAAUCCGUGUUCAACAGGCUGCUGUUCAACAAGUGGAUGGUGUGGAACAGGAGACGACCACUGCGGCGCAGGAAACUGCGUGGAUACAUGUGACUUCAAGCUCGAUUGUGACGCGAGCAAUCCAUGUGAAACGGGAUGUUGUUCGAAUGCCGGAUACUGUGGAUUAGGCCCUGAUUUCUGUGGUGCAGAUGUCUGUGUUUCAGGAUGCGACUCCAAAGCCGAAUGCGAUCCUGGCUUUGGUGCUGAGUGGGCAACGAGUUCAAAGUGUCCACUCAAUGUCUGUUGCUCUGACUAUUGUGGAAAUAAAACAGUUGAGCACACAAGCUGCGAUAAGAGCACGUCUACUUUAGACCGCGUAGUUGGGUACUAUGAGGCCUGGGCUAGCCGCCGUCCAUGCAAUGUCUUCUGGCCCGAACAAAUUCCCCUGGGUAUCUACACGCACAUCAACUUUGCAUUUGCAGCAAUUGAUCCAGAUACAUUUGAGGUCAGACCUGACCAAACUGAAGAUUUGGAUCUUCUCAAGAGAGUCACUCAAUUGAAAACACUGGAUCCCGACCUGAAAGUAAUGAUCGCCCUUGGGGGUUGGACAUUCAAUGACCCCGGACCAACCCAAUCGACCUUUUCUGAUAUUGCAAGAUCAACCGACAAUCAAGCAAAAUUCUUCAGCUCUUUGAUCUCAUUCCUUUCCAGUCACAACUUGGAUGGUGUUGACCUCGACUGGGAAUAUCCCGCUGCCGAUGAUCGCAACGGUCGUGCUGAUGACUAUGAGAAUUUCCCGAGUUUCAUUGCAAAUUUGAAAAGUGCGUUGAGCAAUGCAGGUGGUAGAGAUGAGCUCUCAAUCACGCUUCCUUCUUCCUAUUGGUAUCUUCAACACUUCGAUAUUGCUAAGCUCGCUCCUCAUGUCAGCUUUUUUAAUGUGAUGUCAUAUGAUCUCCACGGAAAAUGGGACUUGGGAAACGAAUGGACAGGUGCCUACCUGUCUGCUCAUACCAAUGUCACUGAAAUUGACAAGUCUCUUGAGCUUCUCUGGCGGAACAACAUCGACUCAUCCAAAGUUGUGUUGGGUCUCGCCUUCUACGCGCGGGCUUAUACAUUGUCAGAUCCUAACUGUGUGGAACCAGGCUGCGAAUUCGCAUCAGGUGCAAACAAGGGACAAUGUAGCCGGGAAGUCGGAAUUCUGUUGAAUAGCGAGAUCGAUGAGAUUGUCGCAGACAAAGAACUGGAGUCAACUUUCUACAGUGGUGCAGAUGUCCAGGUUCUUCACUGGGAUGACCAAUGGCUGUCAUACGACGAUGCAAAGACACUUCAACUCAAAACCGAGUAUGCCCGUGGGUUGUGCCUAGGUGGUGUCAUGGUAUGGGCUAUUAGUCACGACACAAAGGAUGCAAAGUAUUCGAUGGCCUUGGGAGAUGUUUCCAAUCGCACUUCCACGUCAGUAACAGGUCUUUUCCAACGAAAGUCUACAUCAUCUGGAUCUGAUGAUGAUGAUGACACCUACGUUAAUAAGACAACAGAUCAUCUUCAAUGCACUUGGUCAAAUUGCGGCGAGUACUGCCCAGCCGGCUGGCAGAUGAUGACGCGUGAUGAUAAAUGGAAGCAUACAGAUGGAGAAAUCAUGUUGGAUGACACCGCUUGUACUUCACCACACGCUCGACGACUUUGCUGUCCUCCAAGUGAGACUGCCCCAAGCUGUGGGUGGUAUUCCUUCAAAGGAGGUGCUUGCGACGGCGAAUGUCCAUCUGGCUAUUCCGAGGUGGGAUCACUGGGUCAUGGCUGCCGAAGUGGCUAUCAAGCCGCCUGCUGCACGACAGAGAACUCGGAUAGCAAACUUUUGAAUUCUACAAGGCUGUUUGAGACGUGCGCAUGGUCAGACGCCCCUUAUUGCACCGAAGGAAAAUGUACAUUUGCUGGCUCAGCGUGGCCAACCGACUUCGUUGAAUCCACAACUGGUAGUGGUGCGGCUGUCUGUAACAUUGAUGUGGCCAGAUCCACCUGGGACUCGAAAGACCAUAUGUGGAACUAUAAAGCAGGAAAGCGAAAGUAUUGCUGUGACACAUCCAAUGAUGAUAUUACCUGGGGCACCUGCACUUGGAGAGACGAUAUCGAAAACUUCGGCACAAAAGGCAAAAAAUGCAGUUCAAAUUGCAAAUCCAACGAAAUUAAGGUCGCCAUGGAGGGUGGUGAUGACUGCUAUGGCAAAAACGGCGGUGCCAUGAGCUACAGUUGCACUGGCGUUUACAAAACCAGCCAGAAGGUUCUGAAUUCUGACUUCACUAGCUGGGACGAUGAUAUCUCUGCUUGGGUCGAUAAUCCAACCUGCGAGGAUACGUCGAGUUCGGUUCUUUCUACACGAUCUCAAGAGAUGAGAAGAGACCAAAUUGUUCUCGGAAAAUCUACUCCUUAUAAUAGUGUAUUGACUGUUUUGACUGCAAUCCUUAUCAAUGCUGGUUCCGAGACAAUUUCAAGCACCGUUCUUGGGUACAAAAAGAUUUUCGAUGCACAUGUUCCCAAGCACGAGGGUUGGGAGAGCCUCACAAGCGACAACAUCGUGGUCUGGUUCGACCUUGAUACAAAUCCAACUGCGGCAGAAGUUGGCCCCAAGGAAUGGGCUGAACGAAUUUUGUGUAGCCCCGAUGGCUAUAAUGCGAUGCUAGAUUCGACGACAAACAGCCAUCCUAUAUGUGAUCAUUUCGACCUGACUUCCAACGAUUAUGACGCAGCAGAUGGAUCUUCCGACACUGUCGAUGAUGGUACACUCAUCAAGCGAUGGACUCAAGCGCGUCGAGCUCUUUCCGAACUUGAAAAGCGAUCUCCGGCGCAAGAUAGAACCAUUCACUGCAAUGACGGAAAGACCACGCGGACCGUCAGAUAUCAGAGCCAGCCUUAUCCAAGUGUUGGUCAGUGGCCUAAUGAUGCUGACCAAGUGGAGAAUGCCAGGGAUUUGCGGGACUGGAAUCAUUGCCAUACUUCCCAAACAUCAAUAUACAACCUGGGAGUAGAUCGCAAUAAUUACGCAAGUAUGUUCAACCUGCGUACCCCAAUCCAUAAACAAGAGAUGCCAGAGAUGAUAGAGUAA